AUGUUCAACGCAGCCUCAGGUUGUCUUUUUCUCACGGUCGAGGCCUCUGUCCGACAGAUGCGGGGUUACAACCGCACGGGCGAGUGGCCAGAGCCCAUUCUCACCAGCCCUGCCCCGCAGCGCGGCCGCUCGCCAAGCCCCGUCGAUGAGUGGUCAGAUGGCGGCCGCGACCUGCAGUGGCGACCAGCGACGGCGCCUGCGGCUCAGUCGUACGCAGCCGCGGCUGCACAGCCGCCUGCCGGCAGCCUCACAAUCCGGCCGGCCAAGCGCGGCCGGCGCAAGGCUGCGCCCCGCGUCGACAGGAACGCGCUCUCCGCGCGCGGCGACGGUGUGCCGCCGCGGCGUUCGCGCUCCUCAUCGCCUGACGCGCCGCCUGCGAAGCGGGCCUCUUCUGCCGGCUCCUCCGUUUGCGGCUACGACUCCGAGGCGCCGGAGGAGAUCCAGAAUGAGGCGCUCUACCGGGCCUGCCGCGCGUACGGCUUAGGUGAGCAAUUCCUCGCUGCGGCGCAGGACGAGGGCACAUUCGGCGAGUGGCUCGACGAGCUACCCUUCGAGGUGGCUGCGGCGACCGCCCGGCUGCUCAAGCACCACGCGCGCUCCGGCGCGUGGGUCGAGCUCUCGCCCGGCAACCCUAGCCAGGCCUCACGCGCUGGCCGCGACCGCGACCGCUCGAGCCCGAACUGCCCGUCAGAUAUGUCGGAAUUGUCGGAGAAUAGCGACUAG
This is a messenger RNA of Emiliania huxleyi CCMP1516, 723 nucleotides long. RefSeq lists its product as hypothetical. The coding region runs from base 1 to 723 and encodes 240 amino acids. The record is from RefSeq and is a predicted model, not a curated record. The transcript is spliced from 2 exons. Lineage: Eukaryota; Haptophyta; Isochrysidales; Noelaerhabdaceae.